AUGUCAGAGAAACUCAAAGGCAACAUUUUAGUGACGGGGGCCAACCGAGGAAUUGGGCUGGCGCUGAUCAAACAGCUGGGAGAGACCCCCGGAGAGGAGGGUCACAUCUACGCCUGCUGCCGGGACCCCCAGGGGCCGGGGGCUCAGGCCCUGAGAGAGCUCUCCACUCAGUGUCCUGGGAAGAUCACUGUAGUCAAGCUAGAUGUAUCAGAUGUGGACAGCAUCUCCUCUGCGGUCCAGACAGUGAGCAGGAUCAUCGGGGCCGGGGGGCUGAACCUCCUCAUCAACAACGCUGCCAUCAACAGACCCGAGACCCCCGCCCCCCUCUCUGCCUGCGGGAAGAAGGACAUGAUGGAGGCGUACGAAACAAAUGUGGUCGGCCCGUUUCUCCUCGUGAAGAUGCUGCUCCCGCUCCUCCAGAAGGCUGCAGAGAUGGACUCUACUGUGAAGGGUGAUAAGAUGUCCUGCAGCAGGUCGGCCGUCGUCAACAUCUCCACGCUCAUCUCGUCCAUAGAGAAAUGUCCAGAAACAUUCCCCAUCGCACAGAUGUACCCUUACAGGACAAGCAAG
Molecule: messenger RNA, 570 nt
Organism: Notothenia coriiceps (black rockcod)
Lineage: Eukaryota; Metazoa; Chordata; Actinopteri; Perciformes; Nototheniidae
Exons: 5
Cellular component (GO): cytoplasm
Molecular function (GO): oxidoreductase activity
Source: RefSeq, a predicted model, not a curated record